UGUGUGUGGAGUCUGUCGUCAGUCUCGGAACCAAGCGGAUAGUUCGCCUUCACCUACACCGGAUUAUAAACCGAACCUUCCCCGUGCUUGGCCGCACCAGGGAAGUGCAACGGACUAUUUUCCUCUUCUUCCUCCCGACAGAACAGCUGAUAAUGUCGCAGCGCUUUUAGGACCGAGCUUUCUUCUUUAUUUUGCGGUGGAGUGUUUUGUUGGAGAAAGAAGAAAAAAGCGAAUAUUCUCUUUGGUUUUUGAUUCGAGCGGACAUGUUUCGCCGCUGCUCCGAGUGAAACUCGCAUUUUGUCACUCGCGGACCCCGCGGCUGCUGCCACUGGACACAAGAGCAACUUUUCUAUGCGACAACUUGGUGUCAAUGGAUCGACAGUCCAGUCUCAUUUCCAUCUGGCUACAACUGGAACUGUGUGCCAUGGCCGUGCUCCUCACCAAAGGAGAAAUCAGAUGUUACUGUGAUGCCCCGCACUGCGUGGCCACUGGGUACAUGUGCAAGUCUGAGCUGAACCCCUGCUUCACCAAGGUGCUGGACCCGCUCACCGCCAACUCCCCGCUCACCCACGGCUGCCUCGAUCCCGCCACCAAUGCCGGGGACGUCUGCGGCGCUCAGAAGGGGGCCGACCCUCAGGGCGAGGGCUUCACGCUGGAGUGCUGUCAUCACGACAUGUGUAACUACAGAGGCCUUCACGACCUGGCGCACACCAGAGACUCAGCAGAUCAUGGCCGGUAUCAGCCGGAGAGCAACAACCGGAACCUGGUGACCCGAGUCCAAGAGCUGGCCUCGGCCAAGGAGGUGUGGUUCCGGGCGGCGGUGAUCGCGGUGCCCAUCGCCGGCGGCCUCAUUCUUGUACUGCUCAUCAUGCUGGCGCUGCGAAUGCUGCGCAGCGAGAACAAGCGGCUGCAGGACCAGCGGCAGCAGAUGUUGUCGCGACUCCACUACAGCUUCCACGGACACCACACCAAGAAAGGCCACUUGGCCAAACUGGACCUGGAGUGCAUGGUGCCGGUCACGGGACACGAGAACUGCUGUCUGACCUGCGACAAGAUGAGGCAGGCCGACCUGGGCAACGAUAAAAUCCUAUCGCUGGUGCACUGGGGGAUGUACAGUGGCCACGGCAAGCUGGAGUUCGUAUGACCUGUUGAGGGUCCGUCCGGGACUGCUGCGGUCUUGCUACUUAAAAGUCAUUCCCACAUUUCUGGGUCCAGUGGACUGCUGGGUUUGCGUGGCAGGAGAAGACUGAUCUCAUGCCGUGUGGUUUUUUCCAGAGGAGCACUUUACUUGAAAUUGAAAGGCGAAGCGACGAGAAGCUGUAUUUAAACUUGAGGUGGAGCUCAGUCGCCGCUCCUGAGGAUCCUGGACUUCUACUUCGAGCGCUGAAGGAUUCCAAACGAUUUGCACAUUUGUAUAAAGAAUAAUUUUACACUGACACCAGGGUACAAAAGAGGACUUGCGUGGGGAGUAAAACUCAAUCAGUGUUGGACUGUAGGCGUGCGCGCUCCUCCGUGCUGACGAUUCAAGUGUGUUGUAAACAUCUUAAAUAUAUCUCUAUUUUUGUCUGAUGGAAGCGUCCACCGUGUGACUCCUGGGUGAAUGUCCAACAUCUCUCUGUGAUCAGACUAUAAGCUUGACUGUGAGUGUGAAUGGAAGAACAGCUUCAAUUAAAGUGACUUUUUAUUUA
Molecule: messenger RNA, 1688 nt
Organism: Synchiropus splendidus (mandarinfish)
Lineage: Eukaryota; Metazoa; Chordata; Actinopteri; Syngnathiformes; Callionymidae
Gene: bambia
Product: BMP and activin membrane-bound inhibitor (Xenopus laevis) homolog a
Exons: 3
Coding region: 371-1144 (257 amino acids)
Biological process (GO): positive regulation of canonical Wnt signaling pathway; negative regulation of transforming growth factor beta receptor signaling pathway; transforming growth factor beta receptor signaling pathway
Molecular function (GO): frizzled binding
Source: RefSeq, a predicted model, not a curated record